Messenger RNA from Alligator sinensis (Chinese alligator), 619 nucleotides. It is a transcript of the gene SPMAP1, whose product is annotated as chromosome unknown C17orf98 homolog. The record is from RefSeq and is a predicted model, not a curated record. NCBI's taxonomy places the organism in Eukaryota, Metazoa, Chordata, Crocodylia, Alligatoridae. The transcript has 3 exons. The coding region runs from base 86 to 550 and encodes 154 amino acids.
GGGCAGGAGAUGCCCCGGGCGCCGGGGGCAGACGGAGCCGGUGUGGCACGGGGUUGGCAGUGCAGUGUCUGCUCCCUUGGCACGGAUGGCUUCCUUCGCUCGCGGGCCCCUGCGGCGCGAGAGAGACUUCGUUCUGGACGGGGUGGCGGUGGGCAGCAUCGCCGGCGGCUACACGCGGAAGCUGCCCAAGCUGUGGUCCGCUGUGCCCCCUUACAACGCCCAGCUGGACUACCACGCUGCCAACUACUUCGCAUCCCCUUCUGUUAAGGCGGUGCUGCGGAAAACGGAGCAGCAGUAUGGUGGCACAUCUAGGGAUGGCUGGAUAGUGGACUAUUUCCACACCUAUGGGCCAGGGCAGAGAUACCUGAACAGGAGAAACUGGGCUGGUGCAGGCCAUUCUAUUGAGUACGUGAGUGGCCACGAUGGUUACCUGGCAGAUGUGAAACCACCGAGAGGGUACAACGGACGCUUUGGCUAUCGUCGUAACACCCCUGAUCUGCGGAAGAAGUCAUCCUGCUUUGGUGAAGUCACUAUUUUCCCGCUCCACUGAGGAUGUAGCAGCUGCUCUGCAUAUGCCAUUGAUAUUAGCCCCUUGGGGCACAACAGAGUUCUGGAGAGA